AUGGAACAGAACGUAUCCACGCCCCACACACAACUUAAUUCAUCAACAAUCAAUGAAUCAUUUGACAAUGAUCAAUCCGAUCACCACAAUAUAACAGAACGAAGACACCACGCUGAUAUUAUUACACAACAAACAUCACCAAUGGGAUACACUCCACAAACAACACAUACAAUUGUUAUUCCACCAUCAGCAGCGCUACCAACAUUUAAUGGAAAUCUUUCGGAAAAUCCUCGUCAAUUCCUUAUUCGAGUUAAGGAAUAUGCAGAAACAAUAAAUCAUUGGAAUGAUCAAGCAUUACUCAAUGGUAUCUCUCAAUUUCUUCGGGAAACUGCCCUGGAAUGGUACUGCCAAUUACGUACCUCAAAUCGACGACCACAAACGUGGACAGAAUUUAUAGGAAUUUUUCUUAAUCAAUUUAAUUCACCGAUGAGACGAGCACGACAAGAACAACAAUGGAAAAAUUGUAAGCAAGAAGAAAAUGAAACAAUUAACGAAUUUAUCGUUCGACUUCGUGCCCUCUGGCAAGAACAAAAGCCAAAUGAAAAUGAAGAUGAUCUCAUACGACACUUAAUGUGCAAGAUGAGAAAUAAUAUAUUAACAAUGAUUGGAAUAUCUCGAUGUGGAUCAUUAGAUGAAAUCAUUAUAGAAGCACAAAAAAUUGAAGAAAUUCUCUAUCAAAGAAAUAAACAAGUAUAUAGAAAUUCUAACCAAGAUAGAAUACAAAACAACACAUCAACAUACAACAACGAGGAGCCAUACGAAAUUCAAGCAGCGUCGGCAUAUCAAAAGAACCGACAAAUGAAAACAUACGCGACAGGAAAUUAUACAAAUAAAUAUUAUGGCAACGAUCAUCAAUCAUCUCAAUGGGGAAAUUACUCAUCCUACCCAACGACAAAUCGACGAGAUACAUACUCGACAUAUGAAACGAAAUGUUAUGCCUGUGGAAAGAAAGGCCACAAUAGAAACAACUGCCCACAGCAAUAUAAUACUUAUUCGCAACAACAACCAGGGUACUAUCCAAAAAACGACAAUGGAGCGCAAGAUGGACGGGACCAUGGCGCUCCAAACUAA
Messenger RNA from Rotaria socialis, 1071 nucleotides. Lineage: Eukaryota; Metazoa; Rotifera; Eurotatoria; Philodinida; Philodinidae. The record is from the annotation of a GenBank genome assembly.